Canis lupus familiaris (dog) is the source of this 680-nucleotide messenger RNA. Its product is annotated as transcription intermediary factor 1-alpha-like. Gene Ontology annotation, molecular function: zinc ion binding. NCBI's taxonomy places the organism in Eukaryota, Metazoa, Chordata, Mammalia, Carnivora, Canidae. The coding region runs from base 88 to 591 and encodes 167 amino acids. The record is from RefSeq and is a predicted model, not a curated record. The transcript has 4 exons.
GCUGGGGCGCAGCCUUCCCGGGGCGAGCAACGUCCAGAGCCGGGGCCCGAGCUGCUGCCCUGCCUGCCCGCGCCCCGGCGCUACCUCAUGCUGCCCGCGCCCGUGCUGGGCUCGGCCGAGACCCCGCCGCCCGUCCCCGCCCCCGGCUCGCCGGUCAGCGGCUCUUCGCCGUUCGCCACCCAAGUUGGAGUCAUUCGAUGUCCAGUUUGCAGCCAAGAGUGUGCAGAGAGAGACAACAUAGAUAACUUUUUUGUGAAGGACACUACUGAGGUUCCCAGCAGUACAGUAGAAAAGUCUAAUCAGGUAUGCACAAGCUGUGAGGACAAUGCAGAAGCUAAUGGGUUUUGUGUAGAAUGUGUUGAGUGGCUCUGCAAGACAUGCAUCAGAGCCCAUCAAAGAGUGAAGUUCACAAAAGACCACACUGUAAGACAGAAGGAGGAAGUAUCUCCAGAGGCAGUGGGUGUGACCAGCCAGCAACCAGUGUUUUGUCCUUUUCAUAAGAAGGAACAGCUAAAGCUUUACUGUGAAACAUGUGACAAACUGGCAUGCCGGGACUGCCAGUUAUUAGAGCAUAAAGAGCAUAGGUACUGACAUCUUUAAUUAUAGACCCACAUUUAUAAUAAGCUAUAUGAGGAAUAGAGGACUGCUGGAACCCCAGCCAAAUGGCAGUCAACAAAUAA